UAGAAUUUAUAAAGUUUGAGCCUACAAGCCUGGCCAGCCAUUUCUCUCCGGAGCCUUCUUCUGAACAGAAAGUGAAGCCAAACCAGCCAGCACCAUGACUCAAAAAGACGUAGAUUUAGAAAACAGGGAUCCUAAUGGACUUAACGCACAUAUUCAGGUUAUGUUCGAGGAUGUGCUGGCAGAGCCCGAGGGGGUAAAGUCCAUCGACUGUGUGUGGAGUAAUGCGUACGGCUGCUUCGAAUGCGGUAAGCAUCUGUGCUACAAGAUCUUCACUCUACUGUGUGGCAUCUGUCUGGGCCUGUGCUGGGGUUGCACGUUCGCGGAGGUGGCAUUCCAGCACGUCUGGUACUUCACUCCCUGCCUCCGGAUGUACAGCAUCCAGUGUGGUUUCUGCCAAAAGAUCUACGCCAUGUGCCUCAACUGCUGCUGUGAACCUCUCUUCAAACUGUUCGGGGACUGUGUCGGUCGAAUUAAGAGCGGUUAAUAUAGGAGUGUACCAUUGGUCCAGGCUGGUGUCGGUGGCGACUGUUGGUUUUGAAAAAGACGCGGGAGUAUUACUUCAUUUAAUCUCAAAGACGCCUGUGAUAUUAAACAUUUUAGGUCUAUGUCCAUAAAGAUAUGAUUGCUGUUAGAAAAUAAGUUUAUGUAAACAACUGUUAAUAUGAUGACAAUGAAUUGAAUGCUUUUUUCCACCAGCUAGUAUGACUUAUUAUUCUUGUUAAUCUUUUCUCAAAUAAAUUAUUAAUUUUC
Messenger RNA from Mya arenaria, 750 nucleotides. Its product is annotated as caveolin-1-like. Gene Ontology annotation, cellular component: caveola. Gene Ontology annotation, molecular function: molecular adaptor activity. NCBI's taxonomy places the organism in Eukaryota, Metazoa, Mollusca, Bivalvia, Myida, Myidae. The coding region runs from base 95 to 484 and encodes 129 amino acids. Gene Ontology annotation, biological process: caveola assembly. The record is from RefSeq and is a predicted model, not a curated record. The transcript has 2 exons.